UCCUGGUUAGGCUGGCAGUGAUGGACAGCGUAUUGGCAACUGCCCCUUUUCCCAGCGCCUCUUUAUGGUCCUUUGGUUAAAAGGAGUCACGUUUAAUGUCACUACAGUUGACAUGAAAAGGAAGCCAGAGAUACUGAAAAACAUCGCCCCCGGAGCUCAGCCUCCCUUCCUGCGUUUUGGGGAUGAGGUCCGUACUGACAUCAACAAGAUAGAGGAGUUCAUGGAAGAGACCCUUUGCCCCCCUAAAUACCCAAAGCUGGCCGCCAGAAAUCCUGAAUCCCACACAGCUGGGCUGGAUGUCUUUGCCAAGUUCUCUGCCUACAUCAAGAACUCCAAUCCAGGAGCUAACCAGGUUUUGGAAAGGGCUUUCUCAAAGGCUCUGCGGACUCUGGACACAUACAUGCUCACCCCUCUCCCAGCUGAAAUAGAUGAAAACAGCGCAGAGGAUGAGACUGUGUCACAUCGCAAGUUCCUGGAUGGAGAUGAGCUGACAUUGGCUGACUGCAACCUCCUACCCAAGCUGCACAUAGUACAGGUGGUCUGUGAGAAAUACCGAGGCUUCAAGAUCCCACAAGAAUUUUCUGGAAUUUAUCGCUAUCUUCAAAAUGCUUACCAACGUGAAGAAUUCGUCAACACCUGCCCCAUUGCUUCUGAAAUUGAACUUGCAUAUGCUGAGGUGGCAAAACCCCUCAAAUAA
This is a messenger RNA of Staurois parvus, 697 nucleotides long. The record is from the annotation of a GenBank genome assembly. NCBI's taxonomy places the organism in Eukaryota, Metazoa, Chordata, Amphibia, Anura, Ranidae.